Molecule: messenger RNA, 930 nt
Organism: Pongo pygmaeus (Bornean orangutan)
Lineage: Eukaryota; Metazoa; Chordata; Mammalia; Primates; Hominidae
Gene: U2AF1L4
Product: U2 small nuclear RNA auxiliary factor 1 like 4
Exons: 8
Coding region: 76-738 (220 amino acids)
Biological process (GO): mRNA splicing, via spliceosome
Cellular component (GO): U2AF complex
Molecular function (GO): RNA binding; metal ion binding
Source: RefSeq, a predicted model, not a curated record
CGAACUACACUUCCCAGUGCUCCUAAGCAACGGAAGUGACGUAAGAGCACCCAAACCUGGAGGGCUUGGGUAAAAAUGGCUGAAUAUUUAGCUUCGAUAUUCGGGACUGAGAAGGACAAGGUUAACUGCUCUUUUUACUUUAAGAUCGGGGCCUGCCGGCACGGGGACCGGUGCUCCCGGCUUCACAACAAGCCGACAUUCAGCCAGACCAUAGUGCUGCUCAACCUGUACCGGAAUCCACAGAACACAGCCCAAACUGCAGACGGAUCACACUGUCAUGUGAGCGACGUGGAGGUGCAGGAGCACUAUGAUAACUUCUUCGAGGAGGUGUUCACAGAACUGCAGGAGAAGUAUGGGGAGAUUGAAGAGAUGAAUGUGUGCGACAACCUUGGGGACCACCUCGUGGGCAACGUCUAUGUCAAGUUCCGGAGGGAGGAGGAUGCAGAGCGGGCCGUGGCUGAACUCAAUAACCGCUGGUUCAACGGGCAGGCUGUGCACGCUGAGCUGUCUCCUGUCACUGACUUCCGGGAGUCAUGCUGUCGCCAGUAUGAGAUGGGGGAAUGUACCCGAGGUGGCUUCUGCAACUUCAUGCAUCUGCGGCCCAUUUCCCAGAACCUCCGGAGGCAGCUCUAUGGGCGGGGACCCAGGCGCAGGUCGCCCCCGAGGUUCCAUACCGGCCACCGUCCCCGAGAGAGGAACCAUCGGCAUUCCCCUGAUCACCGGCAUGGCCGCUUCUGAGGCCCUGGCCCCCUUACCCUUCACCCCCAACAGGGACAGAUGUUCCUGGCAGGACCUCUCCUCAAAGCCCCCUUCACUCUCCUGCCCCAUCCUUCCCAGGCUCCCGGGCUCCAUAAUGUAAUCUGUUCAGCAUGAAGACCUUCUUCUACCGCCGCUGUCUUAAUAAAGCUGCGUGUUUCGCUUCAGCAUCAA